Trametes versicolor FP-101664 SS1 is the source of this 2780-nucleotide messenger RNA. RefSeq lists its product as uncharacterized. The record is from RefSeq and is a predicted model, not a curated record. Bases 65 to 2284 code for a protein of 739 amino acids. The transcript is spliced from 3 exons. NCBI's taxonomy places the organism in Eukaryota, Fungi, Basidiomycota, Agaricomycetes, Polyporales, Polyporaceae.
ACGACGGCGACCACGACAUCGACGAGCUCGAAGGCUCUCUGGCUGUACUUUCCGACCUUGGCCCAUGGCAUCAUGGGUGCUCGCGCACCCGCCAUGGCAUGCACUUGCUCGGGUACGGCUCCGUUGGGACGUCUUCGUCAAGCCUGGCACAUGGACUAGCAAACAAUUUCUGAGCACGCCUCCGCUCUCGGCCGAGACCCCUGCUAUGCGGGAGGUGAAGACGUACCCUUAUCCAGCAACGGCGCCGGAUACUACGCUGUUCGAGGAGACCACGGACGAAUACUACGCAGCGGAGGGAGACACGCAGGCGCAUACAGGGCUCUAUCCAUCGCAUGCGGAGGUCAAUCAUCCAAGCACCAUGCUGGAGAACCUUGUGAAGGAAAGAAACUACGCAGAUGCCACGCGAGUUCACGCCGAACUCCUCGAAUUAGGUGUCGAAAUACCCUUCCACCCCGUCUACCACUUCGCCGCACGCCAAGCCCUCCUCAACCCAGCGCUCUCCCAGCGGGAGCGGCUGGAAAGUUUCGUAAAGUGGUGGUCGCUCUUUCCGCCGCGGAGGGAAGUCAGGGAGCCUCUUCGGGCGAUUGGCAGCGUCCUAACAGACCUACUUCGCAACGACGCGGUUCCCGACAUACCCUUGAUCGUACGGUUCGCCCUCCUCGCUGCCUCGAAGGGAUAUGCUCGCGCUGUCUACCGGCAGGUCAUCCCGGUUAUUGCCAGCUACGCUCCCAGCGAUGUCCUAUUACACUUCCUCGGAGAGUUCCUCGCCGCCGUACGGCAGUUCAAGACGUCAAUUGUCCGCGACGGCAAGGCCUCCGAGAGUGCUGCAAGUCGUACGCUCCACAUUCAACCCUCAUUCAUCUAUGGCAUCACACUCCUAGAGCUAGUUCGCAUAGGCAAGACUGGUGUCGCCCUUGAGGUGUUACAACUAGUGCGUUCUCGUGGCAUCCGCUACCACUACAUCCUCUGUUUUCUCCGUGAAGAGGCAGAUGCCAAUGUUGUCGCCACAGUCAUGUCGCUGUGUAAAGCUCGGCAGGCGCAGUCGUCGUGGCUCGAAACCCCCGCCAAGGACGCUAUCUUGCCUUCCUGGAAACCCCCCUCUAGUCCAACGCGACAACCAGAGACAGUUGCCACCCCUUCCCUCGACCCUUUGCAAUCUCCGACGGACGACGCGGCUGCAUCUGCAUCUGAUUCCAACGAAAUGCAAGCGUUGGUCACGAUAACGAGAUCUCUCAAGCAUGCCCUGUCUUCAGGAACUCUAUCUCUGUCUUCGGAGUCGCUCCAGCGGGUUCUAGCGGCCUAUAGAGCGGCUGGGCGGUCGACGCUCCUACGCCGGCUUCGCGUCCUCGCCUACCGACACCAUGAGAUCGUUCCGACCUGGGCCCUCGCGGAGAUGGUAAACCACGACCAUUGCCACCGUUCCCUUUACACCAUCAUGGAGGAGUUCGAAUCCCAUUUCUACCUGGUCGGCGUUCCACGAGGCUUCACCGAUGAAUUGUGGAAAGCGCGCGGCAACGGGCCAGCGCGGAAUCGUCCUCAGAUUCAUCGCAAGUACUUCCCUACGGCCAAGCACACACACUUUGUCUGGAGGGUCUUCCUUGCCAGAGCCCGUGGACGCGCGCAGGUAGAACGACUCUACCUGCAGCUCCUGGAGGAUGUGGCAGCGUCUCGUGACAUCCCUGCGCUCGCUGUACCACGCAUAGCCUGCCUGCCAUCUUGGAAGCCAGCCACGGACCCUGCGGUGUUCAUACGCCCCAUCCCUCCUCCGAGCCUGUUCGGCGUCGGCCACUUUGCUAUCUUCAUGAAGGCUUUCGAUCGGCUUGAUCUACCCAAGGUCGCUGCGCGUGUCAUCAUCGACAUGUACUCGUUAGGGUUCGGGCCCGAUUCGGGGCUCGUCGCUCCCUUCUUGUCGUCUCUGCGCUACCUGCCGUCGGACCACCCUCCCACCAAGGCCUUGGACUUUUUCGAGAAAGCCCUACAGAACGCUAGCCAGGGCGGGUUUUCGGCCGAGCAGGCACAGUCUCAGGCGAACUCGCACUCAUCAAGCUCGGGGGACGAACGCGACACACUGAAAACGCGGAUGCUUGCCUUUGUGUACGGCGGCGUGAUGCGCCGGCUGCUCCUCGAUGGGCGUGACGCGGAGGCUGUGGAAGUCGCUCGACGUUUCGUUGCUAGCGUGCCGCCCCUUCGAAACCCCAGCCGUUUCAUCGAGGAAGUCCUACGUGAGCCCGUCAUCGCUUGCGCAUUGGCAUCUGAACCAGAGUCGAUGUCUCCGGUGCCGUAGUGCGCGCGGUCACACAGCUCGCUCCGCCUCACGCGUGUGGCACCCACGCUCGCUGAAGGCCCAUAUGCCGUCACCCGUCCACUGCCUCCCGACGGAAAAGGAUGUCACACUAGGCUCCUGGGAAUCGCAGUCUGUCGGCCCCGCGAUAUGGUCUCGUCGCCAAGGAUAGGGCCGCGGUGGGUUUGCAAACCCUUGGGCCUUUGCGGCGGGGGCAGCAUCAUCAAACACUGUCGGCCGGAUGGGGCCAGAGGAGCGUCCUCGUUGGAUAGGAGAGGAGGACAAGCGUAGGCGAACGAGUAGAAACAUGUGUAGCCCAUCCAUGUUCAUCUCAAUGCAAUACUCGUUGCUUGGCUUAAUGGUCCGUGUUCGAAUGAGAGCUAAUUGCGAUGACAAGCCUUCGUGCUAGAACGACGGCGACGUACGUCCUCUGCCCGACAAGAACCUCCCCCUUUGUGAGGCCGCGAUCGCGCUCUGCCGGCACCCCGUUUCGCGAUGC